AGGUAAACCUCAGUCAAGUGACACUCUAACAAUAUGGCCGCUUUAAAAUUAUUUUUCUUGACAAUUUUAACCUACGUCUACGUGUCAAACGGUAUUAUGAUCGGGAUGCCGAUAGAACUGACAGGAGCCUUACGAGAAGCUGCUGUAGAACGUUUAUAUACUGGUCUGCAUAAAGUUUCUAUUGCCGGUGGUCCUCAAUACAAAGUGUUGAGAGUUAAUAAGGUGACUAAUCAAAGAAUAAUUGUUAAUGCGCCUGUGGAUACCUACGAUGUGGAUCUGGUUGUUGGGAGAAUUGUCAAGCAGUGUAUAGUCAGAAUCACAAUUCAUUAUCCGCCCACGGCGGGCGAUAAUAGCAUUUCGAUCAUAUGUAAUGGGAAACUGGAAUUUGAAAUGGACUACUAAGCAGUCGUCGAAUGAAUUGAACUAUUGAAUUAAUAUAUUUUUCCUUUUUGUGAUAUAUACCUUUAAACCGCACAGAAAA
Messenger RNA from Drosophila nasuta, 481 nucleotides. RefSeq lists its product as uncharacterized. The record is from RefSeq and is a predicted model, not a curated record. Lineage: Eukaryota; Metazoa; Arthropoda; Insecta; Diptera; Drosophilidae. Bases 34 to 402 code for a protein of 122 amino acids. The transcript is spliced from 2 exons.